AAAAAAAAAAAAGGAGAAGAAUUUUUUUCUUAAAAAAAAAAAAUGGUGAAAGUUCAGAUGUUAAGAUUUGUGACAGAAGUUGCACCAUCAAAGAUGGCAUCUCAUGUGAUAAAGCGUCCAUUUGUGAAGAUGCUUGAAACCAUCAAGGAGGAAGAGGCUUCCCAUGGAACUUCCACCGCCGCCGCCGGUGGCCUCUCCUCGGCCGCCGGCGUCACCAUUUACGUCGACAGAUCAAAAGGCAGAGCAACAUGAAGAUCAAUGAUGUAGUUAGAUCAUGAGGAUUCACCUUUCAUUUGAUGUCUUAAGCCUAUAUGAGCGCUGAAAUUUCGCUAAAAAGAUUGAGGAUAGUGAAAUGUUCUAGUACUACAAAAAAGAAAAAAAAAAUGUAUGUUUUGCCAGAAGUAUACUACUGAGUGAGUUAUCAGUGAAUAUGGGAUUCUACUUUUAUGAGGAAUCUUUAAGGCUGUUGUUGAUGUUUCGUGUGCACUGAAUAAAUUAUGCACCUUAAUAAUUUGUAGCACGUACGUUAUCUAGCAGCUAGUAGUACCAGUGUAUUACAUUUGAUUUUUUCAGUUGUGUCUUCCUUUAAGAGUUGCAAAUCGUUCCCUAAAACUCGUCCCAGUGCCCAUCAAAAUAUGUAGUUUAGACUAGUAUUGCAAUAAUAUUAGGUUUCAAGUUCGAAUCUCCAGAACGAUCAACGUGUACUGCUAGCUAUAACCCUCCCAUCGUAACGUGCGACAAUCUACUUAUAAUUAUAUUGGUAAACUAAGUAUACUUGCAC
Messenger RNA from Oldenlandia corymbosa var. corymbosa, 781 nucleotides. Lineage: Eukaryota; Viridiplantae; Streptophyta; Magnoliopsida; Gentianales; Rubiaceae. The record is from the annotation of a GenBank genome assembly.